GCAGGCAUUCAAAACGCUCAGAAAGACCAAGCACUCAUAGGGGUAGGACGAUAAGAUAAACUCUGAAAACAGUUUGGACUAGAAUAUGGCUGAGGUGAUUUACGCCACGCCCAACAUGAUGACCAAGGCCAGGAACACACAAGGAGAGCGAGAGGAGAGGAUAGUGGAGAUCUACGCUACCACUGAGAGCCUCGGAGAACAACACCAGGACUACGUGGGGACAGAGGAGACCUCCAAUACUCUGGGAACAGUAAGAAGUCAGCAGCCGGACCCUGUGAGCCCUCCUCAGUGGCCGAUCAGGGCUGUGGUGGUGCUUCUGGGCCUGCUGUCUGUUGUCCUGCUGGCUGGAAUCCUUGGGUUGGUAGUGCAGCACAAGAUAGUCAUGGACAUGGGCAGAGACGUGGAGCAACUUGUCCAAAGGCUGAAGAAUGUGACAGAGCAGAGAGACUCACUACUUCGUAAACAGGACUGUCAAAGUGGUUGGGAUGACUUUGGUCAUAAAUGUUACCUGCUUUCCAAAGUGCUUGGAUCCUGGAAUAAGAGCAGGAAGAACUGUGUUUCCCAUGGAGCAGAUCUGGUGGUCGUGGACAGUAAAGAGGAGAUGGACUUCAUUAGCAGCAGGUACAAUGGGAACAACUGGCUCGGAGCGACAGAUGAGGCCAGUGAAAGGUUGUGGAGAUGGGUCGAUGGGACCGUCCUGUCAGUGGAUAACCCCUCCUGGAGCACAGGGAAACCUGAUGGAGGCAAGGAGAAGAACUGCUUAAGGAGGAUCGGGGAGGAGACCAACUUUAAAUGGACGGAUGAGAGCUGUGAAGCCACAAACUUGGGGAUUUGCGAACUUAAUUUAAUGAAAUGAUUGAGAUGAUAUAUAUCUUAAUGCCAACAGACGUUGUUUGUUUUGUUUCAUACUUGUCGAGUUCUGCCAUUCGCUAAGAGCUGUGAUUGGCUGCAAGGUGUUAUCUCCUUAAAAGGAGAUGACAUGGAGACUUCCCUGGUCACUGAAGGAGCUGUACAUAGAUGCUUUUCUUGUUGCAUUAUUUUUUUUCAAUGUUCCCACAGUUGUUGGGUUGGAGUCUGAGGUUAGGCAGUAAAGAGUCAUGACAGACAUUGGCUGGUUUUCAGUUGCUGCAAACCACACUAGUUCUCUAUUUAGGGCUGCCUUUGCCCCCUCAGCUUAUUAUUUUUCUGUUGUAAUGUAUCUUGACUUUGUCACAAUGUAGUGUGAUCACAACAAACCACUUGUGUAUAAAUUAACUGUUUGUUCUACGGUGUUCAGAGGAACAGUAGACUUC
Gadus macrocephalus (Pacific cod) is the source of this 1292-nucleotide messenger RNA. RefSeq names its product C-type lectin domain family 4 member C-like. Lineage: Eukaryota; Metazoa; Chordata; Actinopteri; Gadiformes; Gadidae. The coding region runs from base 86 to 856 and encodes 256 amino acids. The transcript has 2 exons. The record is from RefSeq and is a predicted model, not a curated record.